Molecule: messenger RNA, 2524 nt
Organism: Aedes aegypti (yellow fever mosquito)
Lineage: Eukaryota; Metazoa; Arthropoda; Insecta; Diptera; Culicidae
Gene: ERp44
Product: endoplasmic reticulum resident protein 44
Exons: 8
Coding region: 332-1573 (413 amino acids)
Source: RefSeq, a predicted model, not a curated record
GUGCGUGGAUUUUUUGCUGUCUGUCUGGCUGGCGGUUCAAUGUCUGCGUGUGUCGUCGUCGGCAGCUUGCGAAGAUUGUUCCCGUAAACUCGAAGUGUAGUUUAGUGAUCGCGAAAAUUCCGUCGUAAACCAUACCCGGAACACGGUAAACCGAAAACUAAACGGUCCGGUGAGCAGUGGUUAGAUUGUGUUCCGGCUUUGGGCAAGAAGAAGCAGAUAUCAGAGGGAAUCCAGACGACAGGUUGGAGGAGGAGGCGUGCGUGUUCUUUUUCGGGUAGUUUAUAAUUAGUGUCUAGAUUUUCGGGUUUUCCCCCGUGUUGGCCUGGCCAAGAUGAUCCCGCUCAGUAGUGCAAGGACAGCGAUAUUCAGCUAUUUUAUGGUUGUAUAUGUUUUCUACAACCCCACCGACAGCGGAGCGGUGCAACUCAACAGUGAAAAUCUUGAUAUGACCUUAGCUUCUAAUGAAUUAGUAUUUAUCAAUUUCUACGCCGAAUGGUGUAGAUUCAGCAACAUUCUGCAGCCAAUAUUCGACGAAGCGGCAGAUAAGGUGAAAGAAGCCUUCCCCGAUGGCGGUCGGGUCGUCAUGGGUAAAGUGGAUUGCGACCGGGAAUCGUCGGUGGCGUCUCGGUUUCACAUCUCCAAGUACCCCACGCUGAAGAUCAUCCGCAAUGGACAGCCGACGAAGCGGGAAUAUCGCGGAGCGCGAACCGUGGAAGCCUUCACCGAGUUCGUGAAGAAACAGCUGGAAGAUCCGAUCAAGGAGUUCCACCAUUUGAAGGAUCUGGAGAAGCUGGACACCAAGAAGCGGGUCGUGGUCGGAUACUUUGAUCGGCGAGAUAUGCCUGAGUACAACAUGUUCCGACGGGUGGCAACGAAUCUCAAGGAAGACUGUGUGUUCCAUGCAGGGUUCGGCGACACCGUGUCGGCUAUGCAUCCUCCAGGAUAUAAUGAAAGACAUCCCAUCAUCGUGUUCCGGCCGGAUGUGGCCGUUUCGGACGCGAACGACGAAACGUUCACCGGCAACAUGAACAACUUUGACGAGCUGAACAUUUGGGUUCAGGAGAAGUGCGUGCCGCUGGUGCGCGAAAUCACCUUCGAGAACGCCGAAGAACUGACGGAGGAAGGUCUGCCGUUCCUGAUUCUGUUCCACGCCCCGGACGAUUUCCAAUCGAUCAAGGACUACAAAGCCGUAAUCGAAUCGCAGCUGAUGUCGGAAAAACAAAACAUCAAUUUCCUGACGGCCGAUGGCAAGAGGUUUGCUCACCCGUUGCACCAUCUUGGCAAGAGCCAAUCGGACCUGCCGCUGAUCGCAAUCGAUUCCUUCCGGCAUAUGUAUCUGUUCCCGAGCUUCAAGGAUAUGUACGCUCCGGGCAAGCUGAAGCAGUUCUUGAGCGAUCUGUACAGCGGAAAGUUGCAUCGUGAAUUCCACUACGGUCCGGAACGGAACGAGGACAACACCAUCGAAGUGGUCAUCAAUGGGGACUUGAAGAAAGCCACCACCCCUCCGGAGUCCACCUUCAAGAACCUGGGACCCUCGAACAAGCGGUACACACUGCUGAAGGAUGAAUUGUAAAUAGGGCGAAAGCAAGAGAGAGGCACAACCAAUACCGAUGGACGGAAGACGAAACCUCGGGGGUUUCCAUACGUUUGGGAACAGCUGUAACACAGAUAUUCUUCUCCUUUGCUAAGACCACAUUUAUUCUUUCGAAGAACGUUUCUAUAUUUCGUCUUUUGGUUCUUGGCCUUCGUUUUCUUUCUAGAUUAAUCCAUCCAGAACCAGUUCAAUCUGAUAGUGAGAAAAAAAGUAUAUUCACCUGAUGUAAUCUUCAACCGGUAUUUGUUUCUGAAAUUUCCCGUUUUUUGGACAAUUGUUUGAGUGUAGCAAAACCUGUCUCAUAUAAGACUAACAACUAUUAAACAUAAUUGUGUCGGAGUAAUAAUACUUAUUACCUGAUUAUUAUCUACAUAAAAUUUGGUGAGCUAACAAACCCAAAAUAGAGAAAAACGCCAACUAGCGCUACGACAGGUUUGAAAUUCUUAACAGUAACACAGAAAAAAUCAAACCGGAGUGAAUGUGAAUGCACGUGGGACAAUGUGUGCGACUGAUUGCUGCUUUAGCUGUAAUUAGUCUUGUAUUUUAAACCAUUUUUCCUGGAUACUUUCUUCGGUCCUAUUAUCAAUUGUAGAAGUAUUUUCAAUAGUUAUCUCAAUCAUCGCUACGCAGACAACAUUAACCACGCAACAACCGGACGACACGUUUCAGGGCAGCAGUCGGAGACGGGUCCGCGGCUAAUCAUGCCCCUCAACGAGUUAAUGAUCGUGUGAUGAUGGUGGAUCGAGAAACAGUGAUACUUAGUUACACAUUUUAUACGGUACGAAUUACGUUAGGAAAAGAACACUAAACUAAUUUAUAACAAUCAGAAGCGGUCAGAUUGAAGAGCAGAAAGGCUAAGAUGUGUAGCGAUAGUUUUUUUUUUGUUAAUUCGUACUACAAAAGUCUGUAAAAUAAAAUCUGAUAUAAGAA